AUGAGCUCACCACCAUUAUCACCAAUGUCGCCCUUGUCGCCCAGCCUAGGCGGCAUACCCGUCAAGUGGAGGAAGAUGUCCGAGACAGGAACGGGCGCCUUUCGGAACCGAAUCCCCACGCAACUUCGGCGGUCUUUACCUCUCUACGCCGUCGUCGUCGUGUUGUUCUUCAUCAUGUUCAACGCCCACGUCUUUACAUUAUCCUCUUCCACCUCGAGCAUAACGAACCACCAAAUAACACAAAAGGCGUUGCAGAGUGACGAAUAUGGCUUCCCCAAGAAAAUCUGGCAAUCCUGGAAAGUCGACCCCUACAACAUGGCCACGCGCGACCUCGACACGGCCAAAACCUGGACUACAAAGAACCCCGGCUACCGGUACGAAGUCCUGACGGACUACAACGACAUGGUCUACGUGGAAUCGCAAUACGGCCCUUCCUCAUCCAUCAACCGACCCGACAUCAUCGAUUUUUAUAAGAGUGUGAACAUCUCCAUCAUCAAGGCCGACCUCUUGCGGUACCUAAUCAUGUACGCCGAAGGCGGCGUGUAUGCGGACAUUGACGUCGAGGACCUGCGGCCCAUCAAGCGUUUCGUUCCCGAACGCUACUGGGACUCGCUUUCCGAAAUCGACAUGGUAGUCGGCAUCGAGAUUGACCAGCCCGAGUUUAAGGACCACCCUAUCCUUGGGUCCAAAUGCAUGUCUUUUUGUCAGUGGACGUUUAUGUGCAAGCCCCGCUUGCCGGUCAUGUUGAACCUAGUCGAAAACAUAAUGGCCUGGCUGAACGGUCUUGCUUCCCAGCAGAAGGUGCACCUGUCAGAGUUACAGCUGGAUUUCGACGAAGUCAUCUCCGGCACUGGCCCUUCAGCGUUCACCAUCGCGCUGCUCAAGGAGAUGAAUCGCAUCAAGCCGCCCUCCAUGGCCAGCAAGGAAAUAACAUGGGAUAACUUCCACGCCAUGGACGAGUCCAAGGUCGUUUCCCGCGUGCUGGUUCUGGACGUGGAAGCGUUCGCUGCUGGCCAAGGGCAUUCCGAUUCCGGAAACCAUAAUGCUCGCGGCGCUUUGGUGAAGCAUCAUUACCACGCUAGUAACUGGCCUAGCAAACACCCGCGCUAUGCGCACCCGGUGUAUGGCGAGGUCGAGAGAUGUAACUGGGACUUGGCCUGUGUAGAGAAGUGGGAUAAAGAUGUGGAAGCUUACAAGUCGCUGUCUAUUGAGGAGCAGAAUAAGCUGAAAGAGUGGAGACGUCUCGAGCUGGAACGGGAGAGGGAAAGGCAAUUGAAGGAGCAAGAGCAGGCUAUCAAGCUUGAACAACUUGGGGAAGCGGUACGGAAGGCGGAGGAAGAGCAGAAGAGAAGGGAUGAGCUUGAGAGGGAGAUGAGGGAACGGAUGAGAGUUGAAGAUCAAGCUUUGAAACCGUUGCAUCCGGAGGAACAUGGCGCUGAGGAGAAGAAGCAAGAGGGGGAAGGAUUGAUUAUGUUUGGCGGGAGGCCGGUGCCGGGGCAGACGCUGCCAAAGGGUGAGAAGGAAACGGAGGGUGAUGAUGGGAAUAGUGAUGGCAAGAAGCAGGAGGUGAAGAAGGAGGAGGGACAGGAGGGACAAGGGAAGAAUGGAAAACAGCCGGUGUUUGGACAGCCGGCGCCGGAGAAGGGACCGUUUGGUGGGUUGUGA
Molecule: messenger RNA, 1665 nt
Organism: Sordaria macrospora k-hell
Lineage: Eukaryota; Fungi; Ascomycota; Sordariomycetes; Sordariales; Sordariaceae
Biological process (GO): protein N-linked glycosylation
Cellular component (GO): mannan polymerase complex
Molecular function (GO): alpha-1,6-mannosyltransferase activity
Source: RefSeq, a predicted model, not a curated record